Sclerotinia sclerotiorum 1980 UF-70 is the source of this 795-nucleotide messenger RNA. RefSeq lists its product as hypothetical. The record is from RefSeq and is a predicted model, not a curated record. NCBI's taxonomy places the organism in Eukaryota, Fungi, Ascomycota, Leotiomycetes, Helotiales, Sclerotiniaceae. Gene Ontology annotation, biological process: 'de novo' protein folding. The transcript is spliced from 4 exons. Bases 1 to 795 code for a protein of 264 amino acids. Gene Ontology annotation, cellular component: endoplasmic reticulum; endoplasmic reticulum membrane.
AUGGCACCAAUCGUUUUGCCUACAGUAUUAAUCGCGAGCGCAUAUUUACUGUCAACUGUGUCUGCUGCUCCAAACGUAGAUGAGCUUGUUGGAACAUGGUCUACAAAGUCCGCCGCAGUGUUGACUGGUCCUGGUUUUUACAAUCCAGUUAACGAUUCAUUACUGGAACCUACUCAUACCGGAAUUUCAUACUCUUUCACCGCAGAUGGCUACUAUGAAGAGGCAUACUACAGGGCGAUCUCAAAUCCUGCAAAACCUAGUUGUGUGUCUUCGAUAAUGCAAUGGCAGCACGGUAAAUUCGUCUUGAACGACGAUGGCUCCCUUAGUUUGAACCCGUUCAGUGUGGAUGGUCGUCAAUUAGAAUCUGCUCCAUGUACUGCCGAUACUGCAACGUACACACGAUACAAUCAGAGCGAGACAUUGCAGAAAUACCAAGUCUACACCGAUCCUUAUACGAAAUUAACUCGACUUGAUCUUUACCAAUUCGACGGGACACCCGUCAACCCGAUGUUCUUAGCCUACAGUCCUGCACUUAUGCUUCCUACUGAAACCCUCAACCCAACGUCUUCGGCAAAGUCAACUUCGAGCUCUAAAAUGAAGCGAUGGUUGGGUGGUGCUGAUGAACCCGAAGAGCCUACAACCUCAGAAGGCUACCUCCUCCCUCUCAACAAGAAUGCCAAGCAUAUCAGUCGCGGCAUUGAGCAACCUUCACUCAUUCACCGCAUCGAUCUCGACCUUCUCUGGUGGGCUGGAGUAGGAAUGACCAUUUUUGGAGGCGCGGCGUAUCUAUUAUAA